AUGAAACUAGUUUGUGUGCUGAUCGUCUUCCUCACCCACUGUGCAAGCCUUUGGGUAGCUUGUGCCGGCGAUUCCGACUCAAAGGACUAUCGGCAGCACGAAAAUGCAGCUGGCCACCAUCAUCACAAGCCAAAUCAAGUGGGAUCGCGCUUCAUCGCUUUCGAAACUGCAGGAAAACACAUCAACUUGGGCUUGGACUAUCUAUUGCCGUUUCUGGAGGUGCCCGUCAAGCGAAAGGCGAAUGGCCCUCCCAAGCCACUGGUCAUCAUCAACUCCGCGGCGAUCCUCAGCGGCGGCCUGAUUGCCGGGGCCGGCCUUCUUGUGGGUCACCUGAUCAGAAGCAUGGGCCUGGAGAGUGUGGAUGCGAAGGACGAAUCAGGUGAAAACGAGGACGGCCAUAACGCCCGCAGCUUGUUCGAUGAUGAGCAAGGUUUCCUGCAGCUGUUCGACAACUUUAAGCUGGUCUAUCGGAACGAGAGUGGCGGGCGUGUGGAGGCUGCCCUGCCCAGUUUCUUGGACACCAUUGAAAGCACUUUCCUUGAGCACAACAUCAAUCUGGGCGUUUGCAUGCUAAAGUCCAUUUGCGGUUUGGUUCGCAAGGCCAGUGACAAUGUGCUGAAUGGGGAGGCGACCGAGCUGGAGCGUGUCCUGGAUGGAGCUGCUAGCUGGUCUUGGUUGUUGACGUGGCUAGAGAAGACGGAGGUUCGCGAAGCCAUCGAUGCGGGCAGAGUGGCGCAAGUCUCCAAUUAUUGUACGGCCAAAUAUCCAAGCUGCGAGUGGGCAGCGCCAGAGGAAAAGCUUUGGAAGCUUUUCGGCACAAGCAUACAGUUUAGAUGAAGUGCAAGUG
Molecule: messenger RNA, 847 nt
Organism: Scaptodrosophila lebanonensis
Lineage: Eukaryota; Metazoa; Arthropoda; Insecta; Diptera; Drosophilidae
Exons: 3
Coding region: 1-837 (278 amino acids)
Source: RefSeq, a predicted model, not a curated record